Colletotrichum lupini is the source of this 1863-nucleotide messenger RNA. RefSeq lists its product as uncharacterized. The coding region runs from base 1 to 1863 and encodes 620 amino acids. Lineage: Eukaryota; Fungi; Ascomycota; Sordariomycetes; Glomerellales; Glomerellaceae. The record is from RefSeq and is a predicted model, not a curated record. The transcript has 15 exons.
AUGCGCGCGCGGGAUGAUGAUCACGGACCGAACAGUCCAGAGUUUGGCAGAGUGUUUGAGAGAGAGAGAGAGAGAGAGAGAGAGAACUCUGGCAAGUUUGCCAGUGGCAUUCGAGCCAUGGUCAUGCUGGCUCGUUCAAAAAGAGUGGUCUACGAAGCAAAGGCUUCCUGGCCAAGUCUAGACGCUGGUGAAGUCGGAUGCGGCCUAUCCGUAGCAAACUUUGUUGAUACGGAUGUUGGUGGCAGGCCGCAGUCCUGGGAUUUCGGCGCAACCGCUCUCAAUGCAACAUCAAAUGACACUGAUGAGGUGCUUUGGCGUCUGAUAAGCGCGCUUUUGGUCCGAACCCCACGAGUCCAUCAAUCUGAAGUUUUCGGAGAGUUCGUCGCCGAAGGACUCGGCCUAAGUCUUUUUUCGAAGUACACCGUAGCUCACCCAUCUCGACCACAGUUCUGGGUAUUAUCACCAGGCAUGAAGAUCGGCUCAAACCUCCCUGUAUACUGUAGCGACACGGGGCCAUUCGGUACCAACCUCCCCAGGCCCCUCUACGCAGAUGUCACCACAAACCUAAAUGAGGCUCACCCCAUGUAUUCCCUAGUAGGCACACCUGCCAGUGGUCCCGUAUCGUCAGGAAGGAUAAUACCUAGUGAUUUCGCAACUGGCAUUGGCGCCUCCGUCAGAACUAGUGCAUCUCGUCUUCGGUGCUCGCAAUGGGGCGGCGGGGCACCUUCGGGCGAUCUGCAUCAUGAUACGGCAGGCAAGCAGGACCGUAGCCUGAUUAGGCGAAGGCCCUUUUCGGCAGCGUCGCCCGCAAGUGCCGUCGUAUUGGCUUCUGUAUCCGUCAUACAACAACCUCAGGGUCGCUGCAUGGACCCUGUUAUUGAGCCUUUUAUGAGCGAGACCGUAACAGACACUGUUACAGCGACCGCCACCAAGUCCUUGAAGCAGCCCAUUGCUGCUGCUACUCCGAUGGCCAGGUAUUUCAUCGCUGUCCAGGUUCAGACGGCUCCUGGGACGCGAGAAAUUCUCCGGCUGGUUGCAUCAAGGUUGCGCAUGAAUCUUGCUCAUAUGACGCUUGCCCUGAUCGCAGGUCCGUGGCAAGUAGAAGAUAUCCCCCGUGUGAACGUCGCGCCUCUAUCAUGCAUUGGCCCUACCCACUCCGGUACAUUGCUUCCUGUGAGGUUUGAGCAGUAUUGCAAUGGGUCAAAGAAGUCGCGAUGGAGAACAAUACCUGACAAGGCGACAGCCCUUGUCAUUUGCUUGACUCGGGUGAAUGGCGGUCAACCUGAAAGACGGUAUCUGCAAGACAGCAGAACCGCUAGCGGUGUUACCAUUUCGGCUCAGUUGCAUCAAGUUGGCUUGAAGUUUGCGACUCAAGUUGCCGCUUGCCUUGAGCACCGUCAACUUCAGUCGUCGCAGGAACCACCUCCACGCCUUUUGGACACCCAAGAGAGAGACGGCUUGGUCUGGAGUCCGUGGGCGCUUGUGAUGUUUCACCCAGCGCUAUCUCUAGUUUAUGGGUUGGGUGCCUCGAGACUGGCCAGCCCGCCUGGUGGGUUUGACUGCCGCCUCGAAUCCGACCCAUCGUCCUCCCCAAUCGCUGUUUCUGCCAGUUCUCAGACAGCCGUUCAGUGCCUUUGCAUGCCUAGGCAACUGACGAAGAUGAAUUCUGGUAUUGGUGGACAGGACGUUAGUGCGUUUUCCGGAAAUGCCAAAAGUGCAACGUCAGCGAGAUGUAGCCGUAUUCGUAACAGAGUCGUACAGACGCUGCAAGACAUCGCGAGGGGUUCCUUCUCGAUCCGCGACGAAGCUCUUCUACCGGAACAAGGCAUACCCCGCAAGGUAUUCAGUCAACUGACGAGCUGA